AUGAACUCGUUUGUGAUCAACAUCUUUGAGCGCAUCGCCGGUGAGGCCUCCCGUCUGGCUCACUACAACAAGCGCUCCACCAUCACUUCCAGGGAGAUCCAGACCGCCGUCCGCCUGCUGCUGCCCGGUGAGCUGGCCAAGCACGCUGUGUCUGAGGGCACCAAGGCCGUCACCAAGUACACUACCUCCAAGACUCAAAAGAUCAACACCCCAGUGCCAGACACUAUAGGACGACCCCACAGGUCCCGUGUCGGUGCCUUAACAGGCCAUGGGCAUCAUCAUCACUCGUUUGUGAGCGACAUCUUUGAGCGCAUCGCCGGUGAGGCCUCCCGUCUGGCUCACUACAACAAGCGCUCCACCAUCACUUCCAGGGAGAUCCAGACCGCCGUCCGCCUGCUGCUGCCCGGUGAGCUGGCCAAGCACGCUGUGUCUGAGGGCACCAAGGCCGUCACCAAGUACACCAGCUCCAAGUAA
Epinephelus lanceolatus (giant grouper) is the source of this 474-nucleotide messenger RNA. The record is from RefSeq and is a predicted model, not a curated record. NCBI's taxonomy places the organism in Eukaryota, Metazoa, Chordata, Actinopteri, Perciformes, Serranidae.